CAUUCUACGAUAUAGCGAUCCUAACCGAGGAGGAAGGCAAGUCGGCAUUUAGUCACCAUCUGGACUCUUUGAAGAAAUCGAGCUUCUUCGGAAACAAGUUCAGUAAGGCCUCCUGUCUUAUCUGCUUAGCUAGGCAAUUUUGCACCGUCUUAACAUGCGGGCACGGUGUGUGUGAGCGGUGCGUUCGGGCCAUAGGCCCCGUUUACGAACCAUGCCGAUUUGAGAUCCCUCGUUGCCCCCUUUGCCAAGCCAUCAAUACGCGCAUGGUAUUCCUCCGACCGCCGACGGCUGCUAGACGAACUCUUAUCCUAGAUGUCCCUAUAUCCAACAAGAUCUUGCUUGGCUAUUUUUUUAAAGGACUUGCAAUCUUGUAUUGGAUUGGCUUCAGUUCCUUUGCGCGACUACUUUGAGACGAUUUACGGCCAAGGGGUUGGAGCCUAUUACGCCCUUGGAAUGUACUUGCGUAGCUGGAGCGUGCUCCAGUAUGAAAGGCGCGAGGAAUGUUGAAGGCAUACGUGCUAAAGGAGGAUACUUCAAAAAGCCUGAACGUGUGGUAUUUGGUAGAGACGAGUGGUGCGUCGAGGAAAUUCAAUCGCACGUCGGAGCAUCGGUCAAUAUACAGCACAAGGGGAAGCGUUAUUCCAAUACUAUCACUCAAUAUUACAAAGAACGCUCUCCUCAGAACCUUACAGUCCAGUACAAUGGAGAAAUGUACGGCAAUGAAUAUUUACAAGCUAUUGCUAAUCAAAUAGUUGGGACCCUGUUUUAUAUCGAAUUAACCGAACUGCCAAGGUGUUACUCGUCUACUAUUCGCGUACGUCUCAUGUGCUGCGUUCCUUCGGGGCCAGCUUGCGUCAGUCUACAAAAAAAGCUGGAGGGAGCUGAAAUUCGGUACAGAUGCGAUACUGACCGGUACAGCACACGUCGAUUGCGUACGGACUCAAGGAAUAAUACAGGAUUUCCACCAUCGACGUUCGAUGUCCACAUUGUUUCUUUGGACUCGACGAUUGAUGUAGUCCUAAGGAAAGGCUCAUCAGUCUUUGCAGUCACUCAAUCUCCUUACCGGGUUAGGGACCUAAUUCGAGAUCAAGGCAUCGAUAACCUUUGGCACCCAAACUACCAAGACCCUCAGGAAUCGAAUAUAGACUGGUUUGAAGAGGAUUGGGAUCAAAGCGAGCUGCAUUUAGGAAAUGAACUGACUGCUCUUUGUAAAACGAUGAAGCAGGUGGCACACCACGAAGUAGUACAUCACGAAAUAGUACAUCACGAAGCACAACCCGAUAGAGUGGUUAUAGACUAUAUAUAAGCGUUUAAAUUGAAAUCAGA
Molecule: messenger RNA, 1326 nt
Organism: Hypoxylon trugodes
Lineage: Eukaryota; Fungi; Ascomycota; Sordariomycetes; Xylariales; Hypoxylaceae
Exons: 2
Coding region: 485-1306 (273 amino acids)
Source: RefSeq, a predicted model, not a curated record